AGUGAUGGAGGUGGCAUUCAACUUCAUUUCUUUCGUCUUCUUUCUUUCUUUUAUCAUUUUACUCCACACACAGUGGAGGAAGAAGGCAAAAACCCGCCGGAAAGAGCCACCAGGGCCGUGGAAGCUUCCGAUCAUCGGAAACUUGCACCAAUUGUCAGCCUCUUCACAGCAACCCACCCACCGUGUCCUGAGAGAGUUGGUAAAAAAAUACGGCUCCCUGGGCAUGAUGAAGCUUCAAAUAGGAGAAAUUAAUGCUGUGGUGGUAUCGUCGCCGGCGGUGGCUAAAGAGUUGCUAAGAACCCACGACCUAACUUUCGCGACCAAGUGGCAGUCUCUGGCCAGUAAAACACUAUUUUACAAUGAUUUGGGCGUUGUUUUUAGUCCGUACGGUGAUUAUUGGAGACAGUUGCGAAAAGUAUACGCCAUAGAGCUCCUCAACGCUAAAAAUGUCCGGUCGUUCAGUUCAAUCAGGCACGAUGAGAUCCAUUCUCUAUUGGCCAAUGUCCAUUCAUCAUCCGGCCAGUUGGUGAAUUUCACUCACAGAAUCUUCUUGCUUAUGUCUUCCAUUAUAUGUAAAUCUGCAUUCGGCAAGGUAUUCACCGGGAGAGAAGAGUUCUUAGAGCAAAUAAAGGAAAUAUCAGAGUUGUUGGGUGAAUUUGAUUUUGCCGAUGUGUUUCCGUCUUGGAAGGUUCUUCACGGCCUGUUCAGCAACAAGAAGAGGAUCAUGGAAACUCGCCGUAAAGUAGACGAAAUUAUUGAAAACAUCAUAAAAGAGCACAGAGAGAAGGUUGGAAGUGGUGAUUGUUUAAUUGAUGUCCUCAUAACACAAAUGGAUAGCGGUGGCCUUCAACUUCCCAUCACUCAUGACACCAUCAAAGGCGUAAUUGUUGAAAUAUUUGCAGCAGGAAGUGAGACAUCAGCAUCAACAACUGUGUGGGCAAUGUCGGAAAUGAUGAAGAAUCCCAGGGUUUUGGUCAAAGCACAGGCUGAGGUGAGAGAAGCUUUUAGAGGGAAAGAGAAGUUGGAGGAGGAAGACAUGGAGGAUUUAACAUACUUGAAAUCAGUGGUGAAAGAAACUUUGAGGUUUCAUCCUCCGAUUCCCGUAUUUGUCCCCAAAGAGUGCAUGGAAGAAAGUAUGGUGUGCGGAUACACCAUACCUCUGAAAUCAAAGGUAUUGAUUAAUGUGUGGGCGAUGGGUAGGGAUCCUCAAUACUGGGAAGAUCCAGAGAGCUUUAUACCCGAGAGAUUUGAGAAGAGUUCAAUUGGAAGGAGGAUAUGUCCAGGACUUGGGUUUGGUUUUGCCAACGCUUUGUCACCUUUAGCACACUUGCUAUUCCACUUUGAUUGGAAGCUCCCUCCUGGAAUUACUGCAGAUACAUUGGACAUGACGGAGAUAAACGGAAUAGCUGUAGCAAGAAAGAAUGAUCUUUUCUUGAUUCCUACUCCCAUCCAUGCAUCUCCAUCUUGUUAAGUAAUAAUAAUCCCACCUACCUAGCUAGCUUGAUGGCUGGGAUAAUCUAUCUUUAGUAUUGUUUUACAAAACUGGUGCUGAAUUUAAGCAGAUUAUAGAUUCGCUGUUUAUGACUUUAUGUUCAAACAAGGAUGUCGCAUGUUGAAAGUUGCCAAUUAGAAUGGAGUAAUAAAAUACUUUCAGACAAGAAUUCAAUUUUAUUAUUAUUAUA
Molecule: messenger RNA, 1682 nt
Organism: Ipomoea triloba (trilobed morning glory)
Lineage: Eukaryota; Viridiplantae; Streptophyta; Magnoliopsida; Solanales; Convolvulaceae
Product: premnaspirodiene oxygenase-like
Exons: 3
Coding region: 5-1471 (488 amino acids)
Molecular function (GO): heme binding; oxidoreductase activity, acting on paired donors, with incorporation or reduction of molecular oxygen; iron ion binding
Source: RefSeq, a predicted model, not a curated record